Pecten maximus is the source of this 5863-nucleotide messenger RNA. Its product is annotated as breast cancer anti-estrogen resistance protein 1-like. The record is from RefSeq and is a predicted model, not a curated record. NCBI's taxonomy places the organism in Eukaryota, Metazoa, Mollusca, Bivalvia, Pectinida, Pectinidae. Gene Ontology annotation, cellular component: plasma membrane; cytoplasm. Gene Ontology annotation, biological process: cell migration; cell surface receptor protein tyrosine kinase signaling pathway. The transcript is spliced from 3 exons. Bases 878 to 3511 code for a protein of 877 amino acids.
UUCAUUCAAGAUAUGGUCAGUCUGUAUAAAAUAGGUGAACACUUUAUAGUAUUGUGGGGGGAUGUUUAAAUUCCAGGUCUAACCACAAGAAGAUUGCACAGAGAUUUUGCGGAGAUUUUGAGAUUUUGCGUGGUUUGUCCUGAUAUACACAGGAGGAAAUCAAACACAUGCGCCAGACAAGUACUUUCUAUAUUUAUAUCCGCACUUGACUACUAUACAGUAUCACAUUCUUCUUAUAUCAUUGUUGUAUCUGUUGGCCCUGUUAAGUGCAUGUACUUUUUAUAAGUCGUUGGCACUGGACUUGCGUUAAAAAAAAUAAAGAACUGCGGUGAGCAUGUCAGGAAGUUUGUCUGAAGUACCAGUACAUAAAUAUAAUACGCACUACGGACAAUUUAUCCUGACAUAUGGACGUCCAGACUUGUUGAAGACAACUUGUGUAUGCAUGAAAAAAACCUGAAGAAGUUCAGAAGUCUUGAUGUAUACCAGCGAGUAUUCUUAUCCACACUGUGUAAAAAAUAAGGAAUACCAGAACAGUUGGUUAGGGUCUUAUCGUGUCAGGACCGAUGGUUCUAUCCCAAGGAUAACUUCCGUAGGAGUUCGCUUGCCACUUUGAUGGUCACAGGUGCCUUGUCGGAUUGAACAGGGAUGGUGAGAGCUAAGAUGGGCAAAAGUACCCAGAGCAGAACACUUUUCCAGAUAUUAGCUAAGGCUGUUUACGACAACUAUGCCGAAACACCCGAUGAGGUGGCAUUUCGUCGAGGCGACGUCCUAACGGUGUUGGAACAGGACACCGGGAGGAUUGGAAGGAUGGUGGCUAUGUUCCUUCCGUGGAAAACAGGGCAUCGCCCCGGGCAACCGAUUGAAGCUGAUCACGGGGAUGCAUGAUAAAGGAGAUGUAACUCUGGAUAACAGUCUGACAGACAAUUCAAGCUUCGAUACUGGCAAAAAGGGUACAUUGCCUCGGAGAAUGUCGGAUAAUGUCAGAGCUAUGAAUACAACUGACUAUGAUGUACCCCCUACACGAAAUGCAAAUGAUUCGUCGUAUAAUCAUUCGUUUAAUGAACAAACAAACUAUGACACUCUGCCUAGUGCUAGGAAUGAGUCUGGACUAAACUCAUCCAGUUUCGACCAGUCUGUAUAUGAUACGCCGCCCACACAUAAGUCUUACAGUUCUCAGCCGGACACUAUGUAUGAUGUUCCACCCAGUGGGGGCGAAAUGUAUGAUGUUCCUGCCCCGUCGUCCAACAGGUCUAGCAUCCUGUCCAAUCUCUCACACCUAUCUAACGAGUCAACAAUGACCUACAGCAGUAGUAAUUUUUCAAAUAAAAGUCAUAGCCACAACUCCAAUCCUGCAAGCAUGUGCGACUCUGCUCGUUCAAGUAUGGAUAUUUCACCGCAGGAUUUCUACGAUGUGCCACCCUCUCAUCAGGAAGGGCGGCAUACUACACUUAACCAUAACAAACAGCCCUCGGCUGAUUCGGGGCUCGAUUUAUAUGACUCGCCACCAAAAGUACGAACGAUGCCUGAGCCGGCAGAUCAGCAGGAUUAUGAUGUGCCACGCACAGACUAUGACACACCAAAGUCUAUCAGUGCUACAGAUACAGAAAGAACAUUGGAGCGUCAAAAGUCUCGUAAUAUGUAUGAUAUGUCAAAAAACAUUUGUUGUGAUAAACCAGAUCCAAAGGAACACGAUAUCGAUGAUGUAUAUGAUGUUCCACCUAGUAAUGCUCCAGUCCGGAGCAAAGUGCCUUUUCAAACCAAAGGAGAAGCAGGUUCAUCCAUGUUUAAAGGGGAUAGCAGCAUGCUGGACGGAACCCGCUCCCUCCUUAGUGACAUGAGUCUCAAGGUGGACCCGACAGGUGUGUACGAUAUCCCACCCCAGGUUACGCGAGACUCCAUGUUGUCAUCAAAGUCCGAGUCAUCCGAUGGCAUGGAUGACAAACGUCUGUCAAUAUGCAGUGUUGAUUCGCGGAGUUCAGAUAUCCCAAUUUACGAUGAAUUGCCGUUAGAUCUGGACGCAGCUAUGGACCUUAUGGUUAAACUCCAACAGGAUGUCCAACGCGCCACAACAAAACUCUCAAGUUUCGUGAGCAGUGUCUGGAGAACCAAAAAUAACCUUGAGCCAAAUAUCUAUGCCAUCAAACUGGCUUCAAACGGUGUGAAAAACUCACUGGACGAGUUUCUGGCCUUCGCACAAGGCACCUUGGCAAAUUCUGCUCGACUUCCUGAUAGUAAGCUCAUAAACAAACUGCACAAACACCUUCAUCCCUUACAACAGACAUUGGUUCAGGUGAAGGGAUGUUUGAAAAAUCUGGAAGAGAGCAACUGGCAGCUAGCGUCACUUGUUACUGAGGAUGCGUCAAAGAAUGAUGAUCUGGGUACCAUCGCCACUGUGUCGAAGGACCUAACUGUAGACGUGAGAAGACUCGUAUCAUUGAUUCACGGUAAUUCACCAUUGCUUUUUAAGCGAGCGUCCGAUAUCCCAGGAUAUAUGCCAGAACCAAGCUCAAGCAGUUCUGUGGAAACGUGUUCAGCUGAAUCCAAACCUCCAAUACAGCCUAAACCCCAAUUGCCACCAAAGCCUGGGGGUGGGGGGAAGCCUGGGAACUUACAGCACAGACCCCUCCCUCCUCCCCCGCCCAAGGAACGUCCACUACCACCGACACCUUCAGACAAGAAAUCUUUAGUGGAUGGGGAUAAGCGCAUAUCAGGUGAAUUCCAGCGAAAUUCAGAUGAUUUCCACAGAUAUUCCGCUGAAUUCAAGCGACUUUCGAUGGAGUUGAAAAACAAACAGAUCGAAAACAAAGAGAAGGAUCUUGUCGAAGAAUAUGAUUACGUUCAUUUAGAGGCAAGAGAUGUGGACGAGCAGAUGAAACGGAAAAAUAGUUCGGAACUAAGGGGAGAUGUACAUGAAAUGCCUGUGCGUGAUCCUAGUUUACCGGCCAAAACCUCAUCAAAUACAGACACUAAAACCAUGUCCGAUAACCAUAUUAUACCUACCAAUAUAGGUCAACCUGAUUCAGAUAUGGAAAAAGUCAUUGGACCUGUAAAUAUACGCUAUGAAAGUCCAAAAAUGACACAGACAGUGACACCAACACUUAAACUGGACCCUAAUGAUAAACAGGUGCUUUUCUUCUACUCCGGACAGUUGGAAACGCAUUCAACGCUCCUUAUGAAUGCCGUUGAUGCUUUCUUUGCUUGUAUAGAAAAAUGCCAAGGUCCAAAAGUGUUCAUAUCGCAUAGCAAGUUUGUGGUGGUGUCGGCUCAUAAACUUGUAUACAUUGGUGACAGUCUUCACAAAAAUCUCAUCAAUAACGAGAUAAAAAACAAGAUCAUGCACUGUGCAAAUAAUUUAUGUAACUGUCUAAAAGCAGCUGUAACCACGACCAAGACGGCUGCUCUUCAGUAUCCGUCGGUUCCAGCAGUACAGGACAUGGUUGAUCGAGUCACCGAUGUAUCCCAUGCUGUGUAUGAAUUAAAACAUGUGAUAUCUCAGGCCGCUGCAUUAUAGCAUCAAUUAAGUUAUAUAUAAUACUGAUGAUAUGACUAUUGUUUUUUGCUCUAUUAAAAAGUUGUUUAAAUUUCAGUUAGGAUAUUUUCCCAGUCAAGAUUGAAAAAAAAAUCAGCUACAAUGUAACAGAGGAAGGAGCCGUCCAAUGUUGGAAAGUAAAAUGUUUGCAGCUAAAUAUUUAUCUUAACAAUUGUUGGCAUUAAAUAUGACUAAAGGGAAGUAACUCUUACAGAUUUUUUAACAUGGAAAUUAAAUAAGGGGAGGUAAUUCAUCUAUUCUUUAAAUGAUGAUUUCCUCAGAUCUCAUUUCUGAAAAAAAAAGUGCUUGUCUUUUUUAAGUUUAUGAUUCUAUUGUUUAAUUUUUCUUGUGUUUUGUUUAAAUAUGUUUUGUUUGAGAUUUCAUGUUAAUGUCCUUGUAUAUGUUCAAUUAAAAGUACUGGAUGAUAUGCACCACUGAAAAAAAAUCAACAGAACAAGACACUGAACAUUAUUUGAAAAAAAAUAGAAAUGAUGACAUAAAGUUAUGUUUAUGUACAUCAAGCAGCACUUUUUCUGUUGCAACUCAAACUUUUUCUGAUGUGAUAUAAAUGUACUUUGCAGGUGUUCUUAAAUGUAGUUGAAAAUACAUAUACAUAAUGAAAGAAUAUCGCUGUUAAAAAAUUGAAACCAAAAUGAAAUAUAUUACAGACCUAUCCUUAAGUUUCUGUAUCAGGGAAUCUGGGGAACAUUAUAGAUAUAAAACUGACAAGUUUUUUGUUGUUUUUUUCAACAGAAGGAAAUGAUUUAUUACAAUGUUAGUCUUAUCAUUUUUGUUGCUGAUUAUGCACACACAUUUUCAAAUGAUUCCAUUAAGUAAUUUAUUUCAAUAUUUAUUCUGUUAUCAAAACCAUUUAGCCUUGUUUCAAUCAUGCUAUUUCUUAUGAUUACGUUGAUCUUAAAAGUAAUUUGUACAAUAAGAAAAACCCUGAAUGUUCAUUUGAUAGUCAAAAGUUUUAAGGCAGAAUUUUUCUGUGACUUCAGACUUCGUUACCAGCCGUAUUCAGAACUUAAGUUGAUCUAUGAAAUGAGAUCAGAUUGAGUAGGUGUUAUUUCAAAACAAAAUACGAGUUAUCUCCCCCUGAUAGUAACUCUUCAUAAUUGAAGGCUAGAAGGAAUAUAUUCUAAAAUAAGCCCCUUUCUCUUGUGCAAAAUUUUAGUUCAAGUUUCAGGAGAACUUUAGUUUGAAUCACACUUUGGUCAUUAUUUUCAAAUCAAAGAUUCAGUAAAAGUUAAGAUAGAGGUAUUUGUGGACAUGGGCUUGUUUGUGGAUAAAUAUGGAACUGAUGGAAUUAUUACAUUUUGUAUAUUGAAAAACCUGUGAUGUUGUGAAAAUAAUAAUAGGUGAAAAUGAUAUGAUUUUGUACAUAUGGAAAAUAUAUAUUUUAAUAUAACUUAACGACAAAUAAUUAAUGACUCUGCUUUUUGAUGCUGGGUUAAUUUAUUUGAGAAAUGGAUCAAAACUGUUGCUGUGUAUCAGUAUUUGACCCUAUAAUAUAUUUAUCUGUAUAACGCAGUCCAUCAUUGUACUAGAAAGUGCCUUUGUUCAAGUAUGUUGCCUUAUCAAUUAUGAAUCUUUAUCAAGACAUCCAGUAAAAUGUGUAUGUCAAGAGAAAAAUUAAAUAUCAAAUGUUAUAAUGUCAUCAUUUAUCAAAAACUGUUAUUAAUGAAAUAUUGAUUAAGGGAAGAAAGUCUAAUACAUAUAAAUUAUAAAUUUUCAUUUUCAUUACCAAUCUCAUUAUACUCCAUGGAGUUAUGGCUAAUGGAUACUAAAUAAAAAAGAAGCUUACACAAAACUUCAAAUUAAAUUUAAAAAGGGGAACGGGAGUUUAAAACAAGGAACAUUUAAGUUUAUAUUUGAAGUACAUGUAUUGGUAUUUCAUGAUUGAAGAUUUAGAGUCCCAGAAAUAUGGGGAACUGAUUGAAUGUUGGAUUGAUUGGAUUUCAGUUAUUUUUUCCUAAGUAUGUGUAAUAUUAGGUAAAACAUUUGAGUUUAUAUCAAAACCAUUACCAAAUUAAAUCUGAUCAAUUAUGAAAUACAUGUAUUGUUGAAAAAUGAAUUUUUAUUCUUAACCAGAAAAACAUUUCGAGAAAAAAUGAAAUUAUUUCUCCCAUUGAUAUUUUCAAUACUAAAUUGAAGUAAAUAUCUAAUGGUUUAUCAGAGGUUGACCUCAGGGUGACCUUAUGGUGACCCUGUUGACCUUUGUGUACAUGUUACUAUUUAUGUAGCUGCCAGAUAACCAAUGUAACCUGAUGUUUACGUCUAUAACGUUUAUCUGUCUACAUUGCUUAGCAAUAAAGUUACUUAUAACAUGAA